Messenger RNA from Babesia bovis T2Bo, 415 nucleotides. Its product is annotated as putative integral membrane protein. Bases 33 to 383 code for a protein of 116 amino acids. The transcript is spliced from 3 exons. The record is from RefSeq and is a predicted model, not a curated record. Lineage: Eukaryota; Apicomplexa; Aconoidasida; Piroplasmida; Babesiidae.
CAAUUUUAAAACACACUCGAAAUCAUUGAAAUAUGGCAUCAUCGAAGAAUGCUUCGGAACGCCGCGCGCCAGCGGCCUUUUGCGGUGUAGACCUCACCAGAUGUCUUGAUGCCGCUUGUUUGGCGAUAUUUGUUUUGUUGCUCUCAUGCUGUUUUUUGUUCAUGUUUGGUGAGCUUUUGAGAAUGAUUGAUCGUACUCCCAUGUUUAAGGAGCCGUAUGUCAAGAACGCCUUGAACCGUUUGUUGCCAUUUAGGAAUGGAUUUGAUUUCAAUCUUACUCACGCACUUCUGUUUUCUAUUUGCUGUCUUCUUCUUGCUUUCAGGGCUGACUUCCCGGGUGAACACUCUUCAGCGGAUGAAUCUAAGGAUUCUAAGACUAAGUAAACUGAUAUAGCAACAGUAUGCAUUUAAUGUCA